Molecule: messenger RNA, 1005 nt
Organism: Suillus discolor
Lineage: Eukaryota; Fungi; Basidiomycota; Agaricomycetes; Boletales; Suillaceae
Product: terpenoid synthase
Exons: 7
Coding region: 1-1005 (334 amino acids)
Source: RefSeq, a predicted model, not a curated record
AUGGAUGCUCAUGCAAAGAUGAUGUUUUACCUUCCAGACACCAUGGAUGUGAAAACAGAAGUCGAUGCUGCGUUGCGUGAUUUCAGGGCUCUGGACCCCACGUCACAGGAGGCAUUUGACAAGUGCGAUUUCGGUUCCCGUCUAGCAUCACUGGCUCAUCCGAAUGCACCGAGAGAUCACCUCCGAAUCGCCUGCGAUUUGAUGAAUGUAUUUUUCAUUUUUGACGAGUACACCGACAAAGAAAAUGUGGCAGUCACUAAGGAAAUGGUGGACAUUGUACUCGAUGCCCUACAUGAUCCUCGUAAGAUGCGACCAGAAGGUGAAUGUAUCCUGGGUGAAAUUGUGCGACAAUUUUGGGCUCGUGCAAUCCAGACUGCUAGCCAGUCUUUUCAGCGUCAUUUCCUCGACAGUUACACUGCAUACCUUCAUGCAGUAGUUGGCGAGGCUGAGGACCGCGACCACAGUCAUUGCCGCAGUAUCGAUGACUAUCUCAAGCUCCGUCGGGAUACAUCUGGUGUUGCACCUUCUCUCACAAUACAUGAAAUGGGUAUGGAGUUUCCUGACAAAGUGUUCUACCACCCUAUGAUCGUCAAUGACAUGGCCUCGUACAACAGGGAGCAAGCAACUGGAGACGAAAACCAUAACUUGAUCACUGCUAUCAUGCUGGAAAUUGGUCUCGACAGAAGCGGUGCGAUGGCUUGGGCAGCACGCUAUCAUACUCAACUCGAGAAGCAGUUCAUCGAUGGUCUUGCACAGGUUCCUUCGUUGGAAACUUGCACCGACAUCCCGGGCCUCGUCAAGUAUUUGAAUGGGAUAGCAGACUGGGUUCGAGCAAACCAUUCUUGGAGUUACGAGAGUCCAAGAUACUUUGGCACAAAGGGCGCAGAGAUACAGCAAAGUAGGCUUGUCCUGUUGUUACCAAAGAUCAAAUACGGCGACGCAUCCUCGAUGACGAAAGUCAAUGUUGCCGAUUUAUCGAAUAUCUAUGCCACAGUGCAGCUGUAA